AUCAAAUAUUUGGGAAUGAAAACACCUGUGCACAAAUACACAAAUGUCCUGAACUCACGCGGAAGGUUGAAGCAAAGUCACGUGACUCAGGCGUCAAGAAAUCAGCUGGGGACUCGGAGUUUCACUCAGCAAAUCCAGGUUUGGUGAAUUAUUCUGUGAAGAUCUCCAUCAUGUACCGAUCAAGUGGAGUUGAUGCAAAUGUGCUGGCGCAGAAUAUAAGUUCAAAUAUCCAAAGAAUAACAUUGCUAACUAAUGAAAUCCAGCAGAUGAUGAGACAUUUUGGAACGGCACAAGACACGACUGACCUGCGACAGACAUUACAGGAGAAACAGCAGAAGGUCAAUCAGCUUGCUAAAGAGACAGACAAAUGCAUGAAAGAUUACAGUGCUUUACCUGUGACCACAGAACAGCGUCAAAGAAAAAUCCAGCGAGAACGUCUCAUCACUGAAUUCUCCAAUGCGCUGGCCCUUUUCCAGAAAGCUCAGCGAGAGGUAGCAAAGAAAGAGAAGGAGUUUGUGGCGCGUGUCCGAGCGAGCUCGAGAAUUUCAGGUGGUGAUAUCGAUGAUGGGUUUGGAGGAUUUCCAUCACCCUUCCAAAGUGAGAUUCAUGCUCAAGAUCAGAGAUAUGAGGAGACCAUCACAGAAGAAGAUCUGCAGCUCAUUCAGGAGAGAGAAUCAGCAAUCAGACAGCUGGAGUCGGACAUCACAGACAUUAAUGAAAUCUUCAGAGAUCUGGGCAUGAUGGUGCAUGAACAGGGAGACAUGAUCGACAGUAUAGAGGCCAAUGUAUCAAAUGCAGAGAUGAAUGUGCAGACAGCCACACAACAGCUGGGCAGAGCAGCAAGUCACCAGACGUCAUUCCGCAAGAAGAUUUUCAUCCUGAUCGCUGUUCUGAUUGUGUUUGCUGUCAUUAUUGGUUUGAUCAUCUGGGCUUCUGUCAAAAACUAAAUUUGACCAUCAGAUGUCCGUCAGCAUUUGCACUGGCAUGUUUGUACUGAGUUAUGGAGGUUUGUCACUAACUGAAGCUGUCCUGACUUGCUUUCUAAAUACAGUUAAGAUAUUGUCACUAACAGAAUGUUUAAUACAAGUUGAGCUCUAAGGACAGUAUCUUUAGUGUGCAGUUCCUUACCACAGAAACUUAUUUUAACUCCAUUUGUUAAAGGGGUCCUAUUAUGCUCUUUUACAAAGUCUUGAUUUUGUUUUGGGGGUGUACUAGAACAGGCUCUCAUAGGUUGUU
Messenger RNA from Cyprinus carpio (common carp), 1236 nucleotides. RefSeq names its product syntaxin-7-like. Gene Ontology annotation, biological process: vesicle fusion; vesicle-mediated transport; intracellular protein transport. The record is from RefSeq and is a predicted model, not a curated record. NCBI's taxonomy places the organism in Eukaryota, Metazoa, Chordata, Actinopteri, Cypriniformes, Cyprinidae. Gene Ontology annotation, cellular component: endomembrane system; synaptic vesicle; membrane. Gene Ontology annotation, molecular function: SNARE binding; SNAP receptor activity.